AUGAAUAAAUGAUUGAACAAAUGACUGCCGUCGUUGUGUGUUCCUCCUUCAUCAUUGCUAUGUCGUGCUCGGGAAGCUCCCUGGGUGCGGGUGUGUAUGCGUGUCUUGUAUCAAAAGGAGUGUUCAUCAAUGAGUCGGCAUUGCACGGAUGCGUGAGCAAUUUAUAUCAGGGCUCAAAUCUAUUGCUGACAAAGUUGUGCGGGUAA
This is a messenger RNA of Haemonchus placei, 206 nucleotides long. Lineage: Eukaryota; Metazoa; Nematoda; Chromadorea; Rhabditida; Trichostrongylidae. The record is from the annotation of a GenBank genome assembly.